Drosophila takahashii is the source of this 1783-nucleotide messenger RNA. RefSeq names its product carbohydrate sulfotransferase 11. The record is from RefSeq and is a predicted model, not a curated record. Gene Ontology annotation, biological process: carbohydrate biosynthetic process. Gene Ontology annotation, cellular component: membrane. NCBI's taxonomy places the organism in Eukaryota, Metazoa, Arthropoda, Insecta, Diptera, Drosophilidae. Gene Ontology annotation, molecular function: sulfotransferase activity.
GUGAAAUGUGCGUUGUGCGGUGAUGACGCUAACGAACAUUUAGCACAGCAAACUAAAUUUAGCCAGCACGACGUCGACAUCGAAAACGAUGAGAACUUACAAAAUCUGUCGCCAACUGCAGGCAAACUUUGCGGACGCGUAGCAGCGAAACGGGAAAUGUCCCACGACUAUCAAUAGCCGACACGCGCCUUCUAUCCAAAAUCAAUUCCGAAUCAAAUACCAAACCACCAACAACCCAUAAAAAGCAGGAAGCGAAGAGCCGAAGAACCGAAGAGGAGAAUCCGCAUCAGUUCCUAUGUGGAAGAUAGAGCCGAGUUUAAAUGAAAUUGAGCAAGAGCCUGGCAAACUGUCGCGCCAUCCGGCGCUAUUUGCUCAUCUUCACGGCCGUCUCCCUGCUGCUCCUGCCCCUCUCGCUGGUCUACCUGGUGUGGAACGAGCAGCUGCAGAAGAUCCGAGGAUUCGAGGCCUUUAAUGUGCAACAGCAGCUAUCGCCGCAGCAGCAGCAACAGCAGCAGCAAUCGCAGCAGCAGCAGCAGGAUUCGCAACAGCAGCAAUCGCAGCAACAUGGCCAACAGUUUCCGUAUCCGGUGGUCCGGUAUCCGGUGCUGCUGCUGAACAAGAACAAGAACAAGGACCUCACUGUCGUGGCAACGGGCAAGACCAAGAACAAGUGGCGCUAUGUUGAUAAAGACAGCAACCAGACGCUCCUGCCCCUCAUUCCCGAGUAUGCCGUGCAGACACUCACGCCGCAGGAAAUGCUCCAGGUGGAGCAGAGAAUGGACCAGCGAAGGGAGCGGCUGAGGGACAAGUGCUCCGCCUACGGCCUGGAUGUCCUAGGUCACGACUCGUGGCACACCCCCAACACGUGGGAGUUUUUGGUCAACAAAAAGUAUCACAUUAUCUGGUGCAAUGUCUUCAAGGCAGCCUCCUCGUCCUGGAUGUUCAACUUUAACGUCCUGGCCGGCUACUCACCCAGUUAUUUGCGCAAGACCAAAAAGAUUCUCCUCAAUCUGGCCAGGGAGCGCUAUCCCCGGGUGACCCUCGACGAGCUGCGUGAGGCGCAGAACUACUCGCUGACCUUCAUCAUCGCACGCGAUCCCUUCGAACGGCUGUUGAGUGCCUAUCGGGACAAGAUGGUGUUUGCCCUGCCCUACUCCUUCCACGACAAGUUGGGACGCAGCAUUGUGCGCAAUUAUCGCAAGAAGCCAUCGCUGGCAGCCCGUGCGGCCAACACAAAGUUCCCAUCAUUCCCGGAAUUUGUGCACUGGCUGCUCGACCAGGUGAAGCGCGGCAGCUUCAUCGACAUGCACUUCGUGGCGGCCACCUCCUUCUGCACACCCUGCCUCAUCCGGUUCGACAUGAUACUGAAGUUCGAGUCGCUGGCGGAGGAUCAAUUAUAUCUAAUCGAAAAGACUGGCCUGAAGCGGGUGAUAGCGCCCGUGUGGCGAAAUAUGGGCAAGGGCCGCAAGACGCACGAACUGCAGCAGCAAUUUUACGCCCAACUGACGCGGCAGGAGAUGCUGGAGCUUUACGAGUAUUACAAAUACGACUUUGAGCUGUUCGACUACGACAUCCAGGAGUAUCUCCAGGUGGCCCGGCCGGAUGAGGCUGAAAGUCCGGCGGCGGGUGCAAAGAAUUAACCCGGCCCCGGAACUCUUAGACUUUGCUAAACAAAAUACCAAUGAAUCAAGUUCAACGAACUCACAUAUUAGCCGUCGCAGUACGUAAUUGCAAAUGUUGAUAAUACUGAAGGAAAACAAUAAUAAACUUAACUAUAUUUAAA